GAAUCAUAUUACUAAUUUUGUUAAUCUUCUGUCCCAUACAUGUACGCAGACCAUAACUCAAAAUUUGAUGACAGUUCUUAUCAAGGACAUGAAGUUGUUGAUUCUGCAGAUGAUUCGGAUGAACCAGUCGAUCCCGAAUUCAUUAAUCUUUUAGAAGAUAUUGAAGGUAAUGAACAUGAGAACAUCGAUCUGUACUCCGUAUUGGGUGUUGACAAAAAUGCAUCGGCAGCUGAUCUGCGCAUGGCAUACAAACGUCUUUCCCUGUUGUUCCAUCCGGAUAAGCAUUCUAUUUCGACACCAGAAGAUAAUGAGAAAAUUAAUUCAAAUUCAUCUGAUGCGGUGGCUGCAUUCAGUCAAAUUGCUUCAGCUUAUGCGAUUUUAAGCAAUCCUGAACAACGUGCUAUUUAUGAUAGUUUUGGUUAUAGAGGGUUGCAAAUGCAGGGGUGGCAAAUAGCGAGUUUUCAAAAAUCAGCACCUGAACUUCGUUUGGAAUAUCUUCUUUUGAAAGAAAAAGCUCGAGUUUCAAAGCAACUUCAGUUGACACAACCAACCUCGGAAUUUUCUCUUGGCUUAGAUUUAACGGAUGUUUUUGAUCGUUAUUUGAAGGAGCCACCAGAGGAUCGUUCAUUGAUUCCAAUUCCAUCAAUUUAUGAGCUUUCUGUUGCUCAAUCUAUCAAUGCUGGUAUCAGCAUAAAAAACUCAGUAAGUUUAGCUGGUCAGGUGACAGCCCAUAAUGGUGUAGGGAUAGGGACAUUUCUUGCUAUAUGGCGGCAUCACUGCUCCAGAAAUUCAAUUUUCGGUCCAACUACAAUCGAUACCGAGUUUUCUUACGGUCGCGCUGGUCGUGGAUUGAGUACUGGUAUACGAGCGAGGCGAACUUUUGGACAGCGUCUCCAUGGUAGUUUAGGUUUAUCUCUAGCUAGUUUAUAUGAAAGAUCUCCCAAGUCGAGUAUAAAUCUAAUCCCUGGUAUUUCUGCUGGUGUAAAUGUCCAGUUGUUAUCUCAUGUACAUGCACACUUGGAGUUACGUUGUCUCAUGAAUCCAGGUUUAUCGAGUGAAUUGUUCUUUACUUCUGCUGACGGUGAGUAUAAUGCCCGAAUUUCAUGUAAACUUAACGCAUCCGGUUAUGCAAGCCUUUCCCUGUUACUGGAAAAGUCCGUCUCGUGGACUUGGCUAAAUCCACCUCGAGGAUCUGGUGUAAUUGAUAAAGAAAAUGUUCCUGGACCUGAUUGUGAUUGGGCAGAUUCAGAUAAUUGUGAUUUGGAACAACAGCGACGCGGUAAAGGCAAUAUAUCAUGCACCAUUGGUGUUAACACCACAGACAUUGGUGAAUUCUCUCUAGGUGCACAGUGUCAAAUUUCCGCUCAUUCUAGAAUCGCAGGUCAGAUUCGUCUGAGCAUUCAAAAAGGUGUAACUGUUAAAAUUAGCCUUUUACGAGGUACUCAGACAUAUUCUUUUCCUUUUAUUCUAUCUGAUCACCCUGACAGAGUUGCUUUUGGUUACGGUUUAAUUUUCCCCAUACUUGCAUUUUCGGCUAUUCGCGUGUUGGUCUAUGAACCUUAUUUAUCUCGUCAAUUAAAAAUUGCACAAAAGUUUCGAAGAGCUAAACUGCGCGAAGAACUGAACAGAAAACGCCGUGAAGCAUUGUCCACUCAGGAACUCAUGAGAAGAGCUGCAUCACGAAGUAAACGGAAUGAAAUGUCUAUUUCCGGUCUUAUCAUCGAUCAGGCAAUAUAUGGUUGCCUUUCACCAACCUCUGAUCCCACUACUUUAUCUGAUGCUGGUGGUCCACUUACGUUUGAUGUGACUAUACCCCUCCAAGCUAUGAUAGAAAAAAGUCACUUACGCUUACCACCUGGUCGGUGGUGUGAUUUCCAAGGUUUCUAUGACCCCUGUGUUGGUUUAUUAGAAAAUCCACGUCAACUUCGUGUGUCAUAUACUUUCCAUAAUUUCCCUCAUGAGGUCACUGUCAAUGAAAAUCAAGGUCUAGCUAUCCCAAUGUCCAAGCAUAAAGUUGCAAUUCCUUAA
This is a messenger RNA of Schistosoma intercalatum, 2028 nucleotides long. Lineage: Eukaryota; Metazoa; Platyhelminthes; Trematoda; Strigeidida; Schistosomatidae. The record is from the annotation of a GenBank genome assembly.